Molecule: messenger RNA, 4185 nt
Organism: Achroia grisella
Lineage: Eukaryota; Metazoa; Arthropoda; Insecta; Lepidoptera; Pyralidae
Product: adenylyl cyclase X E-like
Exons: 20
Coding region: 88-3894 (1268 amino acids)
Biological process (GO): adenylate cyclase-activating G protein-coupled receptor signaling pathway; cAMP biosynthetic process; intracellular signal transduction
Molecular function (GO): adenylate cyclase activity
Source: RefSeq, a predicted model, not a curated record
UGAUUGUUGAAAAAGGGACUGUCUGUUGUUUAGUUUAUUUGUUUUUAGUGUUUCAGUGAUCGUAAUGAUAAAAUAUACCUGACAAAAAUGGAUGAACAAAACCUUUCUCGGACAACGGGGUUUGUACCGCAGCAAGUUGCUGGCUUAGAACUGCUCACCAGGUAUUCGAUGAAUACAGCUAGAGCAACCAGCGUGUCAUCAUCUAUGGUCGAAUUUAGGAUGAAAGAAAAGGAGCUGACUGGUGGUAGACAAUGGAAUUUGCAGUAUUUGCGGGAUCAGUUCUUUCAGAAAGGGUUAGAAAGAUUAUACAGAAAAUAUGAUGACAAAUUAAGAGAAUCACUUAUUUAUGUUUAUAUAGCUCUAUUGCUAACUUUCUCAACUGUACAUAUUAUUCUAGUUAUCGUCAGUACAUAUUCAGAGGAUAUUCAAUCACAAUCGACCUACUUAUCGAUGGGCAUGUAUGUUUUAAGAAUCACUAUACCAGUAUUAUCUCUGUGGAAAUGUUUCUACGACCCUAACCGGAAAAAAUGGUUCUGGAUGCCCAUCGUCGUGACGUUUAUUAUUAUUGUAGACCUUGUUGUUACUGAUAUCGCCGUACCAAUACACAGCAUGUCAGAAGGCAUCGCAUUACGGCCAGCGUACUCUACUAUGGCUCUAUUAUCUAUAUAUGUAUUCCUGCCUUUGAGGAAUAAUUAUCUAGUCAUCAUUUUAGGGGUGGUAGUUAGCACAGUAUAUGUCCUAAUCUACGCUUUCUUCACGUACUCUGACAAUCCUCAGAUCGGUGUUGUGAUCACAUCAGAUGUAAUCUACAUGAUAGGCGUUAAUUUAAUGGGUACAUACUUCAGACUAAUGAAUGAAAUAGUAACAAGAAGAUCCUUUCUCGAUAGACAAGCAUGCGUCGAAAGUACUUGGCGGCUCAAAUUCGUAAAGUCACAAGAGGAACGCCUCAUGUUGAGUAUAUUACCGGAGCAUAUUGUUUCUAAAGUUCGGCACGACAUCAGGUCAAUAUACCUGAGUUUACAGUCACACGAUCUCGUUCAUAAUAUCAAAUCGUUCAAUGAUAGAUAUGUAGAGGAACAUGAUAAUGUCAGUAUAUUAUAUGCAGAUGUCGUCAACUAUACCAGAAUUUCAACAACGUUGUCUGCAAUGAGAAUGGUUGAACUACUGAAUGAACUGUUUGGGAGAUUUGAUGAAGCUUCUGAGGAACAUGAUGUUCUUCGAAUAAAGUUUCUUGGCGACUGUUAUUACUGCGUUAGUGGCAUACCCAAACCUAGUGCACAACACGCAAAGAACUGCGUCGACCUAGGACUGGACAUGAUUCAUAUCAUCAAGGACGUAAGAGAAAAACGAGCGUUAAACAUUGAUAUGCGGAUAGGCGUACAUUCAGGAAGGAUUCUCAGUGGUUUAAUUGGGAUCAGAAAAUGGCAAUAUGAUAUUUGGUCUAAAGAUGCUACCAUAGCUAGCAAAAUGGAAUCGACAGGACAAGCUGGGAAAGUGCAUGUAACUAAACAGACUCUAGAACUGCUGCAGAGCGUUGAUAAUGAAUACGUAAUUGAACGUAAUUCUGCGUGUGAAAAUGAUUUAUUCAUAUCCAAAAAUAAACUGGAGACGUAUUUACUGUCAAGACGGCUAAUGCCUAUCGAGUCCAAAACCACUUUUCGUAGACCGUCAGUCGGUUUGAACAAAAUUAUUAUAAAAACAACGUCGAGACUAUCGGAAAGAAGAAAUCUAAACGCCAGGCGCACUACAUCGUUCAUUGAUGAAAACUUGGUAGAAUAUCAGCAGAUGCUAAAGGCAGCGGACGCCCAAAUGGAGAAAGAAAUUGAAGAUAUGACAAAUGGAAAAAAUCAAAUAACAAACGAAUCCAGGCUUAACAGAAUAACAAUGAUGUUCAAAAAUUUUGAAAUGGAGAAAUCUUUUCUACUGCAAGCAGAUCCUCUGUUCAAAUACUAUAUAGCAUGCUGUCUCCUCAUUCUUUUAUUAAUAUUUUUAAUCAAUGGAUUAACUACUAAAUGGUUCUAUGGCUACCACUGGUAUGUUUGGAGUCUUUUUGGAUUACUAAUACUAAUGUUGAUUGCCAUACAGCCCCUAACUUGGUUUCAUUUUGUGUGGUCGAACUAUAACGGCAUAGACGAACCAAAAAAUACAUAUGUACGUACUAUUUACGAUAUGUCGGUGGAUAUAGUAAAAUCUGCUAAAAUAAGAACAGCAAUGUAUAUAAUCAUCAGUGUAGGACUUGCUGCGAUGUCGAUCGUUAAUGUUCUGGGGUGCACCGAAGUAGAGGUUGAGCCUUCAGUGCUAACUGUGCUGUCAAACUGCGUUUCCACUUGGCACGUGACCCAGUGCUGGGGAUUGGCACUAUUGCUGAACUUUUUAUUUAGCAGAGUGUUUUUCAUCUUUAAAUGGAUUGUCGCCGGCGGUAUGACAACAUUCUACUUGUGGAUGGUGUGGGGAAUGAGAACAGAUCUAUUUGCUACAGAUGUCUCAUGGAACGUGGGACUUGAUCCUCGACUCUCACAUACAUUGUCUGUUGUAUUUAUCACUAUAACGCUGUAUUGGGUGGACAGAAUGACAGAAUUUAGAAACAGGUUAGAUUAUUUAUGGCAAGUACAACUUGGCGAGGAGCAGCAAGAAGCGGAAACAAUGUUGAAAGUCAAUAACAUGCUUUUAGAAAAUAUACUACCAGGACAUGUUGUACAAGUUUAUUUAAAUAUGAAUAGAUCAAUAGACGAAUUGUAUUACGAAAAGUAUGAUAAUGUAGCUGUCAUGUUCGCUUCGCUCACUGAUUACAAGUUGGGAGUAGAGGAUGAUGCUGAUUUGAGUGAUAAAACAGUCCUGGGAAUGCUGGAUAGUGUUAUAUCAGAUUUUGAUAGGUUACUACUGACUGGAUCAUCGGCUUACAAAGUAGAAAAAAUCAAAAUGGCUGGAUGGACUUACAUGGCCGCUUGUGGUUUAGAACCUAGCAAAAGACAAUCAUUCGACUCUACAUCAAUUAACUCUAAUAUUAAAAACCAAAACACUGUAUAUAAUCGUGCUAUAGUAAUGACCAUGCUGGAAUUUGCAGCUGCAAUGAUGAGAAAACUGCAAGAUUUUAAUCGUGGUUCAUUCCAAAGUUUCGAAGGGUUAAAUUUGAGAAUAGGUAUUUCCAAUGGAGAAGUAGCAGCAGGUGUAGUAGGAUCUUCUAAACCAUUGUACGAUAUAUGGGGUCAUGCUGUCAAUAUGGCAUCUAGAAUGGAUUCCACUGGAGAAACGGGCAAAAUACAAGUUACCGAAAAUACAGCAUUACUGUUAGAAGAUUGUGGUAUUUUAACGACAUAUCGAGGGGAAACGUUAGUAAAAGGAGCCGGUUAUAUAAAAACUUAUUUCGUCCCCCUCGACGAACAAUUGAACCCUGUGAGGAUGGAAAAAAGCCAUGACUACUACCAACGUAUAGAACAGAAAAAUCAAUUCGACAUUCGGAAUAGCAUAAAUAGCUAUAGUUCGUCUGAAUAUGCAGUUUCCGACACACAAUUGCAACAAGAACCUAUUGAACCGGGAUCUGACACUGACGAUUCAAGUAGCUCUAUCAAAUCAGAAGAUAGUAUAAAAGAUAUUCAGAAUUGUAGUGAUGGUGAGCAUUGUGUUACGUCACGAAACUCUGAAAAUACAAACAGCACUACUACUAUUGGUGAUAUCAUGAGAAGUAGUAAGAACUUUCAGAGCGAUGGAGGCGACGAUGAGAAUUGUAAUAACGAUGUAAAUAUUGUUAUUAUUGAUAAUCAUGAUAUAAGAAUUGUGGCGCCUCCUGAAGUCAAUACGACAUCAUUAUCACACAGUGUAAUAUCCAUGCCAGAAGAUGUAUUCACAUCUGAUCAAAAUGCAACUAGUUAUAGCUCAGAGAAAACCGAUUUAUGAUAAUGACUGAAAUUCAUCACAUUAUACAUUUUAUAUAAUAACCCAUAAAAUGUACUCGUAACUGUACUUGGAUCACUUCUAGUAUUUAUGAUUGAAGAUGAAACUGCAUAUAAUUCUUAUGCAACUAAAUGGAAAGUCAUGAUUUUAUAGCAUAUAUUAAGUAUUACUAACUCUAAUACAAAAACAAUAAUCUCUUCUAUUUUAAGUAUACCAGACAUAAAAGUUAUCCUGCAGAAGGCAUUCAGCAGCACAGAUUGCUUAGUAUAUGCCAAUGCACCUAAUAUAGUAGAA